AUGGCGAGUGCAGCCGCGAAUUUGAAACACGGGUUGUUGGGCGAAUUCCGAGCAGGAGUAGAAAGCAUCGACGAAUACAAGGAAAGGUUCGAGCUUUACUGCCUGGCAAACGCGGUACCGAUAGGAGACGAGCACGUAGCUCGUAGGAAGGCAAUCUUUCUAACGUCUGUGGGUGCAUCGACCUACAGUUUGUUGCGGACCUCGGUACGACCUCGCCAACCGCAAGAUUUGGAGCUCGAUGAUAUCAUUCGGCAACUGAGAAAUCACUACGAACCAAAGAAGAUUGUCGUAGCCGAGCGAUUCCGUUAUUACAAGAGACAACAGAAAGAAAGUGAGACUGUUACGGUGUUCUUGUCAGAAUUGCGUCGUCUAGCUAAACACUGUGAGUUCGGAGACAAGUUGUCGGUUGCGUUGAGGGACCAAUUCGUGUGUGGAUUACGAGUAGAAGCCCUACAGCAGAAAAUUCUAGCGGAAACUGACUUAACACUCGAGAAAGCGGUACGAAUAGCGCAAGCUUUUGAAUCGGCAAGACAAGAAACGAUAGCUUUGCGAGGAGACACGCGCAGACACGGAUCAACAACAGACCACGAGACGGCAUUUAGCAUGCAAAGUAGUAGCAGUGGGAGGUCAAAGACGGCACAGUCUGAUGUGAAAGUAUGCUACAGAUGCAAUGGCAAGGGGCACGUUCCUGAUAAGUGUCGGAUGAAAUCGAGAGAGUGCUAUUUAUGUCACAAGAAGGGACAUAUCGCAAAAGCCUGCCGGAGUAAGAAGCAAGGCGAUUUUAAGAACAGGAGCGGAGCAACGGGUACCAAGAAUACAAAGUACCAGAAACAAGCCACGUUACAAGUGGAAGAAGAGGAAGUAUGUUCACUUUAUGGUCUGGGAAGUCAGGAUGCAAUCAGAGUCAAUAUGACUGUAGCUGGACGAGAAUUAGAGCUGAUUGUUGACACGGGUGCAACUAUUACCGUGAUUCCCAGGGAGACCUAUGAGAAACAACUAUCUCAUGUCAAACUCCAGAGCAGCAACGUGAAAUUACAGUCAUAUUGUGGACAGACAUUGUCUGUACGCGGAGAAGCGGUAGUACCGGUACGCUACGGAGAUCAAGAAAUACGAGGUAGAGUAGUUGUCGUCAAUGCUGCAAAUAAGCCAGCAGUGCUUGGCAGGAAUUGGUUGUCACAACUGAAGUUGGACUGGGCAUCUUUAUUUAGCUUGAAUGUCCUGGAUCCCGUACACGAGUUUCCUGAGUUAUUCAAGGAAGGAAUGGGAAAGCUGCAAGGAGUGCAAGCGAAAAUUACUUUGAGUGCCAAUGCAAGGCCAGUCUUUCAUAAGGCAAGACCAGUACCAUUUGCGUUACAAGCUAAAGUGGAUACUGAAAUCGAUCGCUUAGUCAGAGAAGGAGUACUGACACCUGUAGAUCAGAGCGAGUGCGCUUCACCGAUAGUAGUGGUGAGGAAAUCUGACGGCAGUAUCAGAUUGUGUGGUGACUACAAAGUAGCCAUCAAUGAAUAUUUGGGAAAUAUUGAGUAUCCCACACCUAAUGCUCAGGAUCUAUUUGCUACUUUAGCGGGUGGUCGACGAUUUACCAGGCUUGAUCUAAAGCAAGCUUACCAACAAAUGGAAGUGGAUACCGGGAGCCAAGAGUAUUUAACCAUAAAUACUAGGAAGGCACCGAGUAUUUUCCAGAAAACGAUGGAUAUGAUAUUGUCUGGAAUACCACGAGUUUGUUGUUUUUUCGAUGACAUACUGAUUGUCGGUUCAACUGAUGCUGAGCACGAUGCAAGAGUCACAUACUUAGGUCACAGGGUACAUCACGAAGGUCUGAAGCCUACAGAAGACAAGGUCAAGGCUAUCAGGGAAGCACCUGAGCCAAGAAAUGUGACUGAGUUGAAGGCAUUUCUGGGGCUGUUGAACUAUUACAGCCAUUUCUUACCGAAUCUGUCGAAUACUCUACAAGCAUUGUAUGAGUUACUUCAAAAAGGAAGACAGUGGAGAUGGACAAGGAAACACAGGGCCGCAUUCAAUGCAGCAAAGAACAAGUUAUUACAGUCUGGAGCCUGUUUGAGUCACGAGUUUGAGGAUGGAUCGGAGAGACCAGUGGCAUUUGCUUCACGGACACUGUCAUCAGCAGAAAAGGGCUAUGCCCAAAUAGAGCGGGAAGCACUGGCAAUCAUUUUCGGCGUUCGUCAUUUCCACAAGUUCCUCAUUGGUCGAAGAUUUACACUAGUGACAGAUCACAAGCCUUUGGUCAAAAUUCUGGGACCUAAACAGGGCAUCCCAGCGUUAGCAGCAGCAAGGCUGCAGAGGUGGGCACUAAUUUUAAGUGCAUAUGAGUACAACCUGGAGUAUAUGGCUGGAGAGGAGAAUAAGGAAGCAGAUAUGCUGUCCCGACUGCCAAUGGAAGUGAAUGUCAUAGACCCUAACCAGGAAUUGUACCAUGUGGAUUGCUGUGAAAAUCUACCUGUAACAGCAGCAGAAGUAGCACAAGAGACUAAAGCAGAUCCAAUUUUGAGACGGGCAUACCAGUAUACAUUGUCUGGAUGGAACUGGAAAAGUCACAUGGAUCCAAGGUUACAACCCUACUCACGACGGUCAGAUGAACUUAGCGUUGAAGAGAACUGUUUACUUUGGGGAACACGUGUGAUAAUACCACAAAAAUUACAGUCAAGAGUUCUAGCAGAUCUUCAUGAAAAUCACCUGGGUUCAAAUCGAAUGAAAGCAUUAGCUAGAUCAUAUAUCUGGUGGCCGAGCUUGGACAUGACAUUGGAAGAAUUGUGCAAGAAAUGUGAAAUUUGCCAAAGUCAGAGGAAUAAACCGCCUGCUGGUAUUCCUCAUCCAUGGAUGUACCCCACAGCACCUUGGGAGAGAGUUCACGUGGAUUUCGCAGAGUUUGAAGGUCAACAUUAUCUUAUUAUGAUUGACGCAUUUUCGAAAUGGUUGGAAGUGCAUGAAAUGGGCACUAGUACAACGGCUAGUAGGACAAUAGAGGUGAUGAGGCGAGUUUUUAGUUUUCAUGGCAUUCCAGGACGAUUGGUGACAGAUAAUGGUUCACAAUUCAGGUCAGUAGAAUUUCAGGAGUUCAUGAAAGGAAAUGGUGUCAAACACCAACUCACCCCUCCGUAUCACCCAUCGAGCAAUGGACAAGCAGAACGAGCAGUUCAAAUCUUCAAGAGAUCUAUGGAGGCACGACCUAGAGGACGCACUAUUCGACAUCAAAUAUCUAUAUUACUGCUGCAGUAUAGGUUGACUCCAAAUACCUCAACAGGAAAAACGCCAUCCGAAUUGCUAAUGAAGAGAGUCUUACGAACAAGACUAAGUCUUGUUAAACCUACAGUUGGAGGAGAGAUUCGAGACAGACAGGAGAGCCAAACAGAAGCUGCAUCCAGACAUCGUGAGAUGUUACCUGGAGAAUCAGUGGCAGCAUGGAACCCAAGACAAGAUAGUCGGGGACGGUGGCUCUCUGGAACAGUAGUCCAGAAACUAUCUUGUAAAUGUGAAUGUUUUCCACAGGAUGUACAUCAGGAGCAAACUUCCAAUACUCAUGAUAGUACAGCGACUAUGAUUACACCACAAGCUGGAAAUUAUUCCGAAGUGAAUGCUGAGAAGACAAUCUCAUCAACGGACUCUACCGGGGAAGACUCAGUACCAACUACUCCUAGCCACCCUGAGUUAACAGAGACACAGUCGGAACAGACUGAUAACUUGCCAACAAAGAAACCAUUUGAGAAGUCAACAGAGAGAGAAAAUCGACAAUAUCCCACAAGGAACAAUAGAAGACCCCCAGGAGAUAUCGAGAGAUUUAGUGGAAGGGAGUGUAGUAGAGUAAGGGACUAG
This is a messenger RNA of Corticium candelabrum, 3831 nucleotides long. RefSeq lists its product as uncharacterized. Gene Ontology annotation, molecular function: zinc ion binding; aspartic-type endopeptidase activity; nucleic acid binding. Gene Ontology annotation, biological process: proteolysis; DNA integration. The transcript is spliced from 5 exons. NCBI's taxonomy places the organism in Eukaryota, Metazoa, Porifera, Homoscleromorpha, Homosclerophorida, Plakinidae. Bases 1 to 3831 code for a protein of 1276 amino acids. The record is from RefSeq and is a predicted model, not a curated record.